AUGGCUGUUUCCCGGAAAUCCUCUUUCCCACUAGCAUCAAGCACUUUCAGCAAUCUUCUUACCAUCGCGGCUGCGUUAUCAGCGUCGAUGCUGACUCGUCGCAAGUCGUCGCAGCCGUCCGACGGCAAGACGGACGGAGGGCCGCGGAAGCGACGUGGCGAGUCCGUCGUCGCACUCACCGAAAUCAUCAACCUGGAGCCAAGUGCCAUCAACAAAAAGCCUUCCGAGAUUUUGCAAAAUGACGUCCUCAAAGAGCUGGUUCGUCUGGCCUGUCUGCUGUCGAUGAUUUCUGUGUGCCUGCACACUCCUGAGACUAUCGCACUUUGGCCACCUCUUAACUAUGCAAUAUUCGCUAAUGAUUGCAUCGUCACUUUGGUAUUCCUCGUCGAAGCUGCUAUUCAUAUCCACCAUGUUGGCCUCUGGGAGAACGAAACAUCGUACUUGCGAGCGAAAUGGUCCCAGUUCGAUCUGUUCAUGCUGUUGAUGCACGUUCUGUCGUGCGCCUUGCACAGCUAUGAACUCUUCACCAUUCUGGUACCUUCUCUGGGUCUGGUGUACCGUCCAUGGUUUGGGGUGAUUCGAUCGCCACGUCCGUUUAUCAUGUUACGAUUCAUACGCUCGUUAGUCCGAUUCAAAUUGCCAAGGAAUCGAAUCAAACAAAUUAUUAAGCGAUCAUCGCAGCAAAUCCAAAAUGUCACGAUUUUCUUUAUGUUCUUCAUGGCCCUGUACGCUAUCAUGGGUGUCCAACUGUUUGGUCGCAUGGACUACCAUUGUGUACUGAGUGGCACCGAUCCACGGAAUGUCACCAUUGCCGAUUUGGCGAUCCCGGACACGAUGUGCUCCCAGAAGGGCGAAGGUGGUUAUGAAUGCCCUGACAAUAUGGUUUGUAUGAAGCUUGAUAUGUCUGCUCAUGUUGAGGGAUUCUAUGGAAUGUUUAACGACUUCGCAUCGUCCCUAUUCACUGUCUACAUGGCAGCUUCACAGGAAGGCUGGGUGUAUGUCCUGUAUGAUUGCCUCGACACAUUGCCCUCAUAUGUUGCAUUCUUUUACUUCGUUACGCUGAUCUUCUUCUUGGCCUGGUUAGUCAAGAAUGUCUUCAUUGCGGUGAUCACUGAAACGUUUGCCGAAAUUCGAGUCCAAUUCAGUGAGAUGUGGCAAAGCAACACGAUAGAAGCGGUUAUUUUGGAUUUUCAGCGCUUGGAACGUUUCGAAGGUGGAUGGCGUCUUGUAGAAGUCGAUCACUACAGUAGGAGUACAGGCAGUCCCCGGCUUCUUCAACUUAUCGUUAACAGUACAGUAUUCCAAAUAUCCAUGAUGGGUUUGGUGUUGUUGAAUGCGCUGAUUAAUGCCUCAUUUGUCUAUCGCCAUGAUAAAUCUGAUGCCAUACGUAAAGAGAUCUACUAUUAUAUGGAGAUCUGCUUCACGGUGCUGUUCAACAUCGAAGCGCUUUUGAAGGUGAUCGGUUAUGGCUGGAAGAACUACGUCAGGCGUGGUCAACAUAAAUUCGAGCUCAUCCUUUGCGUUGGAUCGACCUUGAAUCUUAUUCGUCCACUGUACAAUAUGAAUAUCUUCACCUAUUUUCAAGUGUUCCGUAUCAUUUUCGGUCCUGGCAAGAAAUUAGGAGGUCUGGUCAUCUUCACCAUGGUGCUUCUCUUUAUCACUUCUGCCAUUUCACUUCAAUUAUUCUGUUAUGUGCCGAAUUUGAAAAAGUUCACGACAUUUCCUAUGGCGUUCAUGUCGAUGUUCCAAAUCAUUACUCAAGAAGGUUGGACAGAUGUGGUAGUCGAGAUUUUGAGAGCCACUAAUGAAUCGAUGGUUCCAUUUGUGGCUAUUUACUUUGUUGGAUAUCAUUUACUAGUAACACUGAUUGUGCUCAGUCUUUUUGUCGCUGUCAUCCUUGAUAAUUUGGAAAUGGACGAAGAAUUGAAAAAAGUGAAACAACUAAAAGCUAGGGAACAGAAUACUAUCAAAACUACUCUGCCAUGGCGACUACGUGUAUUCGAUCGGUUUCCAACCAGGCCCCAAAUGAUUUCACUAAAGAAGGUGACGUCAGAGUUUCCGCUGCCGAAGAUCCGCGACUCCUUCACCAGGCAAUUUGCGGAUGAUUCCGAACGGUGCACUUUGGAGAUUGAGCCGUCCGUGAAUCGAUCGAUACUACGAAGGGGAGCUUAUAUUCGAGCCCAACGAAAAGUCCGAAUGCGGCAUAUAGGACAGAUUUCAAGCCGUCACAUUGUCUCCUCUUUACUAGAUGAAUCAAAUCGUAAUCGAGCUCUCUACUGCGACACCAAUCAGAUCAUCCCACCUCUUGGACGUGGCAUGCUCAAAAGCAGUAAAGGAACACCCAUGGGCUCACGGUCACGUGGAUUUCAGUCGAUGAAGGGCAAGAGUCAUUUAGAAGGCAUGAACGAGAACGGUGAUGUCCGUCCGACGGAUUCAGCCCCAAAGAAAGACCCGAAACAGGGUGAGAUUGACAUCAAAGCGCUACAGCAGAAACGAGCUCAUGCAGAAAUCACACGCAAUCGUAUUGAGGAAGAAAUGCGAGAGAAUCACCCACUUUUCGAUCGGCCAUUAUUUGCUGUUGGACGAGAUUCUCGUCUUCGAAUUCUUUGCCAGAACAUCGUCUACGCCCAGUACUCACCUGAACGUAUCGAUCCAGUCACUGGGAAGCAGAUCGUCCUGAAAUACAAGCAAUUUGACUUCAUCGGACUUAUGACAUAUCUCGACUGGGCGAUGGUGUUUGUCACAUCUUUAUCGUGCUGGUCAAUGCUGUUUGAGAGCCCAUGGCCAACCACAGGAGAGAACCUCAUUUUCAACAAUCCAUACUUACAGAUCACUGAGUAUCUGUACGUGGUGUCGAUGACGUUCGAGCUAAUGGUAAAGGUCAUCGCAAACGGCUUGUUUUUCACUCCAAAAGCUGUUGUGAAAGACGUCGGCGACAUCAUGACAUUCUUCAUUUAUUUCACAAGCGUGAUAUACCUAUUGUGGAUGCCAUCCCAUGUGGAAAUCAACUCGUGGGCGCAGUUGCUGAUGAUCAUGCGGGCGAUGCGACCGCUUCGCAUCUAUACCCUUGUACCACAUAUCAGACGAGUCGUCGUCGAGCUUUGUCGCGGUUUCAAAGAAAUUCUUUUGGUCACAAUUCUGUUGAUAGUUCUGAUGUUUGUGUUCGCCAGCUUUGGGGUGCAAAUUGUUGGAGGAAAACUGGCUGCAUGUAAUGAUCCGACAAUUACUGCCAGGGAAAAUUGCACCGGAAUUUUUGAGCAAAAGAUUUUUGUCACAAGAAUGGAAGUGUAUGGCAAAAACGAUGACAAACUGCAUCCGAAAAUUCUUGUCCCAAGAGUUUGGACAAACCCUCGUAACUUCAAUUUUGAUCAUAUCGGGAAUGCUAUGUUAGCUCUUUUUGAGACGUUGUCUUACAAAGGUUGGAAUGUGAUCCGAGACAUCCUCUAUCUUCGUCAAGGACCGUGGGCCGUGCUGUUCAUCCACAUUUACGUAUUUAUUGGAUGUAUGAUCGGAUUGACACUGUUCGUGGGUGUCGUCGUCGCGAACUACACUGAAAACAGGGGCACAGCUCUUCUUACAGUAGACCAGCGACGUUGGCACGAUCUCAAAGCGAGGUUGAAGAUGGCUCAACCUCUUCAUGUGCCACCCAAACCGCCUGAGAGUGCGAAGCUACGCAGUUAUCUCUACGACCUCACUCUAAGCAAGGCAUUCAAGCAGUCGUUCGCCAUCCUCGUCGUUGUGAACUCUUUCACAUUAGUCGUCCCAUGGAAUGUAGAAGAAGAAAAGCAAAGACGGAACGUUCUAUUCGGUCUUACAGUAAUGUCAGCCUUCUGCAAUAUCCUCUUCACCAUUGAGGUAGUUACCCUCCUACGUGCUUGUUCCAGAUUUUGCGGAACCGUGGCGAUUUCUUCAUCACCAUUGCCAGCCUAUAUAGCCGGUGGUAUUAAUGAGUGGAAAAGGCUAACAUAUACUUUUGGCUAUAUGGUGGUCAUCCUUCGCUUUUUCACGAUUGCUGGGAGGAAAUCGACAUUGAAAAUGCUGAUGUUGACUGUGUUGAUGUCCAUGGUUCGCUCAUUGUUUAUCAUCGCUGCUAUGUUCCUUUUGGUACUUUUCUACGCGUACACUGGUGUCAUACUUUUUGGAAUGGUCAAAUAUGGUCAGGCGGUCAGCAAGCAUGUCAAUUUUCGCAAUGGUCGUGAGGCGCUGGUCGUUCUAUUUCGUUCGGUAACGGGAGAGGAUUGGAAUGAUAUUAUGCACGAUUGUAUGCGCUCACCACCCUUCUGUUACUGGGCCGAAGGUCUCAAUUACUGGGAAACGGACUGUGGCAACUAUUUUGGUGCUAUACUUUAUUUCUGUUCUUUCUAUUUAAUCAUUACUUACAUUGUGCUCAACGUACUUGUCGCUAUCAUUAUGGAAAAUUUCUCUUUGUUUUACUCAAGUGAAGAAGAUGCUCUACUUUCUUAUGCUGAUAUCAGGAAUUUCCAACAAGUCUGGAACUAUGUCGAUGCUGAUCAGAAGCGUUCAAUCCCUACCCGCCGAGUGAAAUUUCUUCUCCGCUUACUCCGGGGCCGACUGGAAGUCGAUCCGAAUAAGGACCGUCUACUUUUCAAGCAUAUGUGCUACGAGAUGGAACGACUACACAACGGCGAAGAUGUCUCCUUCCACGAUGUGCUUAAUAUGCUCUCGUAUCGUAGUGUAGACAUCAGGAAGAGUCUUCAAUUGGAGGAGCUGCUACAACGUGAAGAAUUGGAGUAUUUGAUUGAAGAAGAGGUGGCCAAGCAGACCAUUCGUGCAUGGCUUGAAAGCUGCCUGCGACGUAUCAAACAAAAGCAGAAUGUGGUUAGUUACCGUAGCUCCAUUUCUGUUCCAUCUACCGUACAUCUCAGAGACCGGCUUCAGGGACAAAAGGAAAACGGAAGCAAAAAGCGACAACGGCGACGAAAUUCGAUCCCAGAGCUAGUUGGCGAAGCCAAAAAGUUCAUGUUUGGUAGCUUAAAAGCUACUGAAACAAAAGCUGGCAAGGAUCGUCGUGGGACGCUCAAGCAAAUUCAAGUAAGUAUUUUUCGCAUCAUGACAUCGAUAUCAGCUCCCUUGCAUGAAUCCUGUACAGAUGCCGACAUACGAGUUGCCUGA
Molecule: messenger RNA, 5133 nt
Organism: Haemonchus placei
Lineage: Eukaryota; Metazoa; Nematoda; Chromadorea; Rhabditida; Trichostrongylidae
Source: the annotation of a GenBank genome assembly